AUGAGUGCAGAACAAACAUGUACCAAUGGAACACAUGUAGACAUCGACAUUAGUAAAACAGCGGUUGGUGGAAAAUACAAAGAUGCAUGUGAUAAUACUAUAAAUGUAGAAAAUGAAGAGAAUAAACCCGAAAAAGGUUACAAGAAAUACACUCAUUCCUUCUCAAGCAAUUGUUCUAUUAAGAAUAUAAACCAUAAUGGAACGAAGCAGAAUGGGUUUCCCUUAACAGAAACUGUUGAAUAUAACAAAGGUGUCGCUGUAUACUAUCUGAGUUAUGAUGCCACCAAUGCGCUUCCCCUGAUAGUGGGACUUGAAAAGUCUACUGGGACUGAUAAUUAUUAUUACUAUAAAAAGGAUAGCUAUAGUUUAAUUUCCAAUCAAUGGACAGGAGAAGAUCCAGAGAUCACUGAAGAACACCAACUUCCUGAAAAACUCAAAGAAAUUAUCAAGAAUCUAACUACUGUUAUCAUUCUUAGGGUUGACCAUGUUAAAAAUAAUACGUACUUUGCUAGUGGUGACACCAGCCCACCUCCAACUAUAAAUGAGACACUUAAAAUUGAAGUCACUGGGCCUUCUCCAAUCCAUAAAAUCUAUGAAAAAUACACUCACACUCCUGUUACUGCAGGAUCAAAUAUAAGACUCCUUUCAACAAAAACCAGUAGCAAGAACAUACCUUUUGAUCCUCCUGUUUAUGAAAAGAAGUAUAGUGAGGCUUAUGUAUAUUUUUGGGAGUGGGAUAAAACUUUUAGUAAUCCGCUCCUAAUUCAACUUGGGGAUGGAAAUACCUCAGUCUACUACACUUAUUACAGUGGUAGUAACUCUUGGAGAAACCCCGGAAAUAUAACUGAUAGUAAUCUCAAGGACAAGUUGAAUGAGCAGAACUGUGAAAAGAAUGAUGCUCAUGUUAUAGAUAUUUCAAAGACGAGUGAUGGUCCCUAUGAAUGUCCAAGUUGUAAUUAUAAGCAAAUUUCAGUAACAGAAAUGACUAGUACCUACGGAUAUUACCUACAUGUUGUUUCUAAUGGGUAUAUCAGCAGAUUAAAAAAUGGAGGAGCCGAACAGGCUGGAAUUAAGCUUCCAAAGGAUGCUAACCAGGUAUUUGUAUUUUGCUCUCCAAAAACUUCUGGAAACCCACUUUUGAUAGGCCUCUCAGCUACCAGUGACCAGUCCAACGUUUGGUACCAAAGGAUUAAAGAUCCUGAUACCUGGAGUGGAGUUCCCAAAGACAGGCAACCUACAGGUCAAGAUGAUGAAGAUGGUGAGAUCUCUGGACUUCUCCAGGAAAUUGAUAAAGAGAUUAAACAAGGAUUAGGAUCUCAAAGUAAUGGUGAUGGAGGUGGAUCAGAUUCUGCUGGUGAGAGCGGUGCUCAAGAUGAAGAACUAGAAGCUAGAAAUAGUCAUUCUGGAAGUGGUGAAGAAUCCGGUGCUGGACAUGGCUCUGAUGGUUCACAGAACACUUUUCAGCAGAUACUUGGUUUCAUUACAUCUCACUACGGUAAAAUUAGUGGAGGCUUAGGAGCUACUGGAGGUCUCAUCGGUCUUGGAAUCUGGAAAGGACCUUCUAUACUUGCACGACUAAUCACUCGUCUGUAA
Theileria equi strain WA is the source of this 1593-nucleotide messenger RNA. RefSeq lists its product as hypothetical. The coding region runs from base 1 to 1593 and encodes 530 amino acids. The record is from RefSeq and is a predicted model, not a curated record. NCBI's taxonomy places the organism in Eukaryota, Apicomplexa, Aconoidasida, Piroplasmida, Theileriidae. The transcript has a single exon.